Messenger RNA from Macadamia integrifolia, 1710 nucleotides. RefSeq lists its product as uncharacterized. The transcript is spliced from 6 exons. NCBI's taxonomy places the organism in Eukaryota, Viridiplantae, Streptophyta, Magnoliopsida, Proteales, Proteaceae. Gene Ontology annotation, molecular function: N-acetyltransferase activity. Bases 109 to 1044 code for a protein of 311 amino acids. Gene Ontology annotation, cellular component: cytoplasm; NatA complex. Gene Ontology annotation, biological process: mitotic sister chromatid cohesion. The record is from RefSeq and is a predicted model, not a curated record.
GCUCAUGGCUCAAAGAACAAACCAGAAGUCUAAAUAGAAAACAUUUUCCAACUGACUUGAACUCCUUGCUGUAGAAAUUCAUGACCCGACCCGACAACCCCCUAAAAUAUGGCUCAUUUGAUUGCAAGUACAUACAAUUCCUUUCUUCUAAAUUCAUCUUCCAGCUUUAGAUGUAAUAAAGUUGAAGUGGAGAACUUGGGUGAUAGUAGCAGGGAUCUGACUUUUUUUGAGAGAAGUAGUGAGAGGGGAAGAAAGUCCAGGGAGAGACAAAGGGGAGCUUUGGUGCCCUUUUGUUCUUCUUCUUCAACCUCUGUGGGUUUGGAGGGGGAGGGCAAGGAUAGGAAAUUAUUGGUCAGUAAGGAGCAGUUUGGCUAUUUGGUUAGUGAGUUUGGGUGGAAGGUUAGGAGGUUGGUUGAGGAAGAAGAUGAGAUGAGAAGAGUAGCCCAAGUACAGGCUGAAGCAUUUCAUGAUCCAGUUAUUCUGUUCAAUGGUUUGUUCUUUGAAUUCUUCAAGGCUGAAGUGUUCUCUGGCCUUGUCUACAAGUUAAGAAACUCACCACCAGAUAGGUAUGCUUGUUUGGUUGCUGAGGCAGCAGAUACUUCAAAUACAAAGCCUGAAUCUCCAGAGGGGCUUGUGGGGGUUGCAGAUGUAACAGUAUUAAGAGAUGAAGUUGUCCUCAGGCAUCUUGAAGGAGCAGAAGAAUAUCUUUAUGUUUCUGGAAUAGCAGUGUCAAAAGAUUUCAGGAGACGGAAGGUAGCAACUGCAUUGCUUAAAGCCUGCGACAUGCUGUCACUUCUUUGGGGUUUCAACUACCUUGCUCUGCGGGCAUAUGAAGAUGAUUUAGCAGCACACAAAUUGUACGGUAAUGCAGGCUACAGAGUUGUUUCAGGAGAUUCACCAUGGUUACCUUCUUGGAUAGGAAGUAAGCGAAGGGUUCUAAUGAUCAAAAGGUCAACCUUAGGUACUUCAACUCUGCUGCCUCACCUAAUUGGCUUGGACCUCAGGAGAUUGGUGCUGACAAACUUAAUUGCAAAAGGAAGAUAAAACACAAUCAUAGUACAUCUGAGACUAAACUCAUUAUUACAACUUUCAUAUUCAGAUUUUCUUUUGCUUCUUUCAAGUUGGGGCAUCAAAUAAGCACCUUAUUUGAUAUUAUAAUAGAUGUGCAGCACAGAACUGAGAAAGUUUGAAGUUCAGUAGCCUUGGAUAGAAGGGGAUACAUAAAAUGAACCCCACUUUCAAGAGGGCAAUGCUUUAUCACAGGUAUAGAAGCCCUUAGAACCAUAGCAAAACCUAUCAGAGGUUGCUGAAUUCAGGCUAUAAGCUCAUUUACCAAAACAAGCCAUGGCCUUCUUAUAUUUGAAAUAUCCAUUAGGAAGAGGAUGAUCAUAUUCUUCAAGACCAUAUUGUUCUUGGUUGGCUAGCCUACCUACCAAGCAACUCUCUGAUCUUUAUUCAGAAAUUGAUCUCUGGGUUAAAAGAUAAAGAACUGCAUCAACCAGGAGUGACAAGUAAUUUACUGGUGGAGUAUCGAUGAAAUAUGAAAAAUAAAGAUGUCAAGGAGUGGCUAUUGUGAAGGUUCCCCAUUUGGUACUUCAGUGCAUGUAUGCUUGUGUCUAGUUGUUGAUCUUCAUCUUUCUUGAGUUGGAAACAAACACUGUUUUCUCUAGAGUUAAAUGUACAAAUCAAGAGUGAAAACUUUUUCAUCAA